CAAGAGUGAAUCUGUUCGCACCCUCGCUCGCCUUUGCAAAAUUCUGCGCCUACAUACUCCCACAAUAGCCUUUUUCUUCCUUAUUCUUACGAUCCCACGACAACAUCUUUGCUCUUCCGCAACCACCAGCUUGUCUGCCAACUGGGCAACAAACCUGCCCUCGCUGUCUUGCCAGAAGACAAAGGACGAGCCAAAGACGAUCUCAGACGAUUCUACCCACUUUCAGAUUCCUUAUCGUUGCCUUCAUCGAAGCGAAGCUUUAUCGCGGCCCGGCGAGGCCCCGAUCUCUAUCAGAGAUGGCAGCUUCUAUGAAUCCCUCGACCCCCCCUCCACCUUCCUCGAUCAACACUCCUUCGACACCGAGACUUGGAGCUCUCGACGACGACUAUCAGCCAUACUCUCCUCGAAAGUCUUCUCGUGUCUCCCAAAGAUCGAGCAAUGAAGCAAACUCUACCGCCCGAACCCAACAUAACUUGCGCAAGACUCCAGGAUCCUCCAGGAAUAUAUCUUCUACAAGCAUGACUACCUCACCUUCAUCUCCCAAGACCGCAUCCAAGAAACGCGCUCCGAAGAGCUCUCCGAUGGUUGGUGGACGCAGAGUCUCUGGCGCAUUGGACUACGAUAGUACCGCAUAUGCGGCGGCUGCUCUCGGUCUUCCUGCUCCCAAGAACGAAGGCAAGAUGGAGGUCCAACGAUCUACAGCUGCUGUUCGCAAGAAUGGUAUGCUUCCUACUCCGGCCAAGACCCCCCAAAAGCGACCCGAAGAGUAUACACCUGCCGUAAACACGAUCGCCCGAAACCUGUUUCCCAUUCGAUCUGGAUCUGACGAAGAGGUCAUGCCAUCACCGAAGAAGAGAAACAAGAAGUACACUGGCUUGACUUUGGAUAGCUUUGAGGCUGAGGAGGCUGCCCCAAUUCACAUCUACACAGACUCCCAUGAUCGUGUCCCUGAGGUCGAUCUUAGCCCAGAUAAUCCAUUCUAUGGUGAAGGCGCUGCUCCUGUCCCCGAGCCGACAAAGCGUGCGAGCAAGCGUAGGAAGAUUACUGUUCCAGGCGAAGGAAGUCAGUCCAUUGAGGAGCUUCAGAAGCGCGAGGAUGGCUUGAUUUACACGUUUCGUGGCAAGAAUGUCUUCCGCAAGUUCGCCGACAUGAAAGGCCAAGAAUCUGAUGAAGAAGGUGGCACUGACGACGAAAUCGGCGAUAUUCUUGAUGAAGUUCUUCCAUCUUCCCUCCGUGGUCCUCUUACUCGAUCCUCUACGAAGCCACGCCUUCUCUUUCCAGGCAAUGAGAAGAAGGUGAUGAGAUCACACAACACUGAAGAUGAAGAGGCCGAUACCGACAUUGAGGACCCCAUGGAUACUUCAACUGCUUCUCAUCAAAUGCAUGUCAACGUCACUACACCCAAAGCUCCCAAGUUCGCACCUGCUAGUCCUCCUACCACCGCUCGGGCAACUAGAUCCAAGAAUGUCGAUAUGAGUAGCUCGCCAGGCGCACCAACCAGCGAUGAUGAGCAUAUUAGGUCCCCACCAAAACACAACGCUCGUCGAGGUGGCGGAGUCAGCCCUUUCAACGAGUGGAAGAGACACAGGUCGGUCACAAAGAACAACAAGAAGCGGGAGGGUGAGCCACUUGCUCGAGGAGGUGGUGGCAAAAAGCUCCGAGGAUGAACGAUCUUGUGACGAGGGAUGAUAUUUUGUGGAUCAAGAAUUCUGCGUGUAUGAACAUUCUCUACAUUUGUGUUAGUACGUAGACCUGGUCUACUUUCAUAAUGACGGGACGCCAUUCGGUGGAUGCUGCUGCUCCUACUAAACGCAAGGUUGGUUUUAUCGAACCCGGCUGUUAUGCUUGGUAUUGUCACGCAGAUAUUGGCUCUUUACUACCAUAAUAAGGUAGUGAGGAAUAUUGAGGGCAUUUGAUGAGAGGCGAGGUUGGUGCUAUCCAAUAAGGGCCUUUUGCCUUGUAUUGUCACUUAGAUAUUGGUUCUUUACCAUAGAGAAGAGCAUUGAGGAUAUUUCCUAAAAACUCGCC
Hyaloscypha bicolor E is the source of this 2028-nucleotide messenger RNA. RefSeq lists its product as uncharacterized. Bases 297 to 1667 code for a protein of 456 amino acids. The transcript is spliced from 2 exons. The record is from RefSeq and is a predicted model, not a curated record. NCBI's taxonomy places the organism in Eukaryota, Fungi, Ascomycota, Leotiomycetes, Helotiales, Hyaloscyphaceae.